Synchiropus splendidus (mandarinfish) is the source of this 1772-nucleotide messenger RNA. Its product is annotated as lysosome-associated membrane glycoprotein 1-like. The record is from RefSeq and is a predicted model, not a curated record. The transcript has 6 exons. NCBI's taxonomy places the organism in Eukaryota, Metazoa, Chordata, Actinopteri, Syngnathiformes, Callionymidae. Gene Ontology annotation, cellular component: membrane. The coding region runs from base 259 to 963 and encodes 234 amino acids.
GGCAGGUCACAUGACCCUGAUGUCAGCCUUUACAGCUGCGCCGAUGCUAACUCGUCCGCGGAAAGCAGCAUUAGAGCAUCACAAACCCCGGCAAAUGUAACAAAGGCAGGCGACGGACAUUAAAAGCAGAGACGCUUCUGGGGUUUUGUCACCACACUUGACAUCAAUACAGCUCGGCGGACGGUUAUUUGAGGCGCUAACGUUAGCAUAGCCACCUAGCAACCUCGCACUGUGUGUUUUGCAGAGAAGCUGGUAAACAUGAAGCUCUGUCGUGUUCAGUGCGCGGUGCUGAUCAUUCCACUGGUUUUGGCUCUCCUGCAUCCGAGCGACGCGUCAGAGCCUGAGCCCAGCAAACCUGAGCGCGGACUCUACCACGUGAGCAGUAACGGCAGCAUGUGCCUGCUGGCCUACAUGGCUCUGCAAUUCAACCUCACCUACGACUCGCCCUCCAUGAACAAGACGGUGCACAACCUGGUCAACCUGAAUCCCAACGCCACGACCACCUCUGGGUCAUGUGACAAUGACAGCGCAUUCCUGAGGCUUUCUGCUGACGCGGAGAAAAUGAACCUGACCUUUCACUUCAGCCUGAACACGACUUCCAACAAGUACCACUUGAAUGAAGUGAUUCUCACCGCCGUCUGGCCCGACACCAAGGAAUCUUUCACCGCCCAGAACGACAGUCUGGACUACCUGCAGGGAACUCUGGGCUUCUCCUACAUGUGCCGGGAGGAGCAGACUCUGGAUGUGGACCAACACCUGUCCAUCAACACCUUCCAGUUGCAAGUCCAGCCAUUCGGACUCGCAGAAAAUCAGUUUGGAGCAGCUGAGGAGUGCCAACUGGAUGAAGACGACAUGUUGAUCCCGAUCAUUGUGGGCGGAGCUCUGGCCGGACUGGUCCUCAUCGUACUCUUGGCCUACCUCAUCGGCCGGAAGCGCAGCCACGCUGGAUACCAGACCAUCUGAGUUGGCCUCACUCCCAGCCCCUCUUCUCUCUCUUCCCUUUAGAAACACAUCAGUCUCUGUAAACUCGCUAACACUACAAACUCUCUGCCUUUCCGCGUGCUUCUCUUCCGCCCUCACCGUUAAGUCCUUUCCCCUGCAUGUUGGCGGAUGACUGGCACUUUCCGAACUUGACCUGCUUCUCAUUUUUAUUUAAAAAAAAAAGGGACUAAAUUGUAACAAAAGUGGAAAAUCCUAACCAAACCUCAGAUUGUCUUAUUUUUUAUCAUCUCGGUCUAAAAAAAAGGAUUGUUGGAAUGAAGGGAACUUUGGUCACUGGUGUUUUCAGUGCUUAUUGAGAUAAAAAGGGAGCUUCACGAGCAGUUGGAUUCUCAGGUCUCGAGGAAUUCUACAUCAAAAGAAAUGAAAAAUGAAGAUUUAGUUGCAGACAGGUAAACCUCAGGAUAUGGUGUUGAAAGGUUUUAGCACAGACUAUCUAUCACAUUUCAUAUUGAACUGUAAAAACGUAAAACCCGCCUCUUACUAAAACCCACUGUUACAAUGGAGAGGAAGUUAAGUCGAGGCACCAACGCCCCCCUCUGGUCAGGGAUCGUUGGUGCAUGCAGCUGUCUUGCAUUGGCCUGUUUUGGGGACUGUUACCUGCGUCGCCUUCAUGUACAGAAUGGUAUUAGAAUAAAACAUGAGUGGGAAGUACUUGUACAUAUUUUUUGUUUGUUUUUUUUUACGUUUACAUCUGCGUCACCUCUAAUCAUGUUGUGAUUUAUUGGUUUUAAUUGUUUUCUAAAGAUCAAUAAAAGUGAGUGAACCGAAAG